Molecule: messenger RNA, 2054 nt
Organism: Notolabrus celidotus (New Zealand spotty)
Lineage: Eukaryota; Metazoa; Chordata; Actinopteri; Labriformes; Labridae
Gene: ngs
Product: notochord granular surface
Exons: 11
Coding region: 260-1822 (520 amino acids)
Biological process (GO): skeletal muscle organ development
Cellular component (GO): cell-cell junction; sarcolemma; intermediate filament
Source: RefSeq, a predicted model, not a curated record
AUGAUUAUUUCAAUCUUUAAAUUAGCUUAUUCAGACAAUUCAACGGUGAAAAUAACAUUUCUUUCAGCCGCCUAUAAGUUAAUUCUCGCAACCUUGAUAAAUGUUUGUACGCAUAUUCGACCCUGGGUCGGGCAGGUUCAACAUUCCUCUGUAGUGUUUAGGGAAGGGCUUAGGAGGAUAUAAAGACCCAAGGCAGACCCAUCUGAGUGACCAGCUUCUAGUCCCAGGUUGAGGUUUGAAAAGUCAUUUGAGCGUCACCAUGAGCACCAGUCCAGAGAGGAUGUCCUCAUACCGGCGGCACUUCGAGGGAACCAUGGCCGUCUCCAGUGACUACCGGGUUCGGGUGUCCAGUCCCUCUCCCACCCGCAGGGACACCCGACACCGGUCUGCCAGCUUCACCAGGAGUGGAGGAUCGAUGGGGCGAAGGGCCAUCUCAAACAAGUCUCGGAUGACCAGCAGUACGAGUAUGGGAACACUUUGCGUGGGUAUGUCCAUGGGAUUUGGGCCUAAAUUGGAUCUGGAUGCAGCUUCAGCAGAGAACCAGGCCUUCAUGGUGACCCGAACCAGUGAAAGACAGGAGAUGGUUGUCCUCAAUGACCGUCUGGCAGCGUAUAUUGAAAAGGUGAGAACCCUGGAGUCAAAAAAUAAGCUGCUGGAGGCUGAGAUUGAUGGCUUGAAGAGCCGCCAUGUGAGACCAUCAGGCCUCAGGCAGCUGUACGAGUCCCAGCUGAAGGAUCUGAAAAGGGUUGCUGAGCAGAUGAGAGUCCAGAAGGAUCUGUCUUUGGCAGCUAAGGAGGCAAUGAUGGGUAAGCUGGACAUGCUAAAGUCCAAACAUGAAGAAGCAGUGGAAGCCAGGAAACAGACGGAGCAGGAUAUUGAGAUUCUACGUCCAGAUGUGGAUAAAGCAACUUCUGCUCGGAUUGCUCUGGAGAAGCAUCAAGAACAACUGGAGAUUGAGCUGGCAUUCUUGCAGAGAGUUCACAAGGAGGAAAUUGAGGAGCUGAUGCAGAGGGUCUAUUCUGCUACCUCCACAGUGGAAGUGAGCUUUGACCUUCCGGACCUUUCCUCCGCUCUCAAAGAGAUUCAGUCUCAGUAUGACAGCAUUGCUGCCAAAAACCUGCAGGAAAUGGAUGCUUGGUACAACUCAAAGUUUCAGGAUCUAAACAACGCCUCCAACAAACACAUCCAAAGUGUCCGAAGUCUGAGGGAGCAAAUCGCAUCUUAUAAGAAGGAUAUCCUUAACAAGCAACGUGAGUUGGAGUUGCUGCAGACGAGGAAUGACUUCUUGGAGAUUCAGAUUCGUGAAUCGAGGGUGAAAAACAAGAAGAGAGAGGAGGAUCUGGAGGAGCAUAUAGCUGCAAUGAAGCUGGAUCUGAAGGUGACCAAAGAGAAGAUCGCUCUGUUGCUGCGAGAAUAUCAGGACCUGCUGCAUAUGAAGAUGGCUAUGGAGGUUGAGAUUACUACCUACAGGAAAUUGAUUGAAGGGGAAGACAGCCGUCUAAGCACCAUGGUGCACAAUCUGUCCCUGAGUGGAGCCCUGCAACUCACUUCUAGUGUUAGCUCACAUGCUACAUCAGCCUCCGCUUCAGUGUGUGAGAGCUCAUCAGGCACUGCUGGGAAUCCAAAGUUUGACGGAGGUCUGGGUGCUGGAGGGGAUUUGUCAGACUCCAACAGUGACUUAAAUGUGCAGGCAACUGAGACAUCCGAGAGGAAGACUCUCCUUGUGAGAACAGUUAAGACAGAUGAGGACACUUACGAGAGCGACACACAGGAGUGCACCAUCACGAUUUCUGGAGCAGCUGCCGACACAGACGAAGACUAGGUCUUUUAUCUUACUCUAGCAUUUCAUGUCAGGCUUAUUUUGCUUUUGAAAUUGUUGAAAACCUUAAAAUUGGAUGUUGAAAUGAAGAAAUGUUGAAUAAGAAUCAUGAUUCAUGCUGCUCUGACUGCUCCUAACACCCUGCCUGCCUCUCACUGCCUUUUGCUCAUUUAAUCCUCCUGUGUCUCUGCAACAUGUUUGAAAGUAACAAAAUAAACCACAAGCAAGCAAGAAA